Rhipicephalus microplus (southern cattle tick) is the source of this 657-nucleotide messenger RNA. RefSeq names its product protein 5NUC. Gene Ontology annotation, molecular function: 5'-nucleotidase activity. Gene Ontology annotation, biological process: AMP catabolic process. Gene Ontology annotation, cellular component: plasma membrane. The record is from RefSeq and is a predicted model, not a curated record. NCBI's taxonomy places the organism in Eukaryota, Metazoa, Arthropoda, Arachnida, Ixodida, Ixodidae.
AUGACGGUUUAUAUUGAAAACAGCAGGGCCGUGUGCGCGGUACGGGAGUGCAACGGUGGAAACCUUCUCGCCGACGCGGCAUUUGACUACUUCUCCGAGGUGACCGUUGCCGGCGCAUGGAGCCAAAUAAAUGCCGUUGUUAUAAACUCUGGCUCCAUGAUCACCAGCUUUGACGAGAAAACCAAAAGUGGGGAGCUGCGACUUGAAGAUGUGUUCCAAAUGUAUCCAUUUAACGACGAAUACAUGUUCGUCACAAUGCGUGGGACCACGCUUCAAAAUAUGAUGGAGUACUCCGGGAAGAAAGGUUCACCGUCCACAAAGUUCCUCCAACUCUCUGGGAUACGUGUCAAGUACAAGUCUAAUCCUGGUGUGAAUGAGAGCGUCGUAUCUAGCCUGCUGAUCCUGUGCACAUCAUGCCGAACGCCCACGUACGAGCGCGUUAUUGGGAUCCAGUGGUACACGUUGGCCAUGUCAGAUAUCAGUGACGACAUGAUAAUGCGCCAGUAUCUAAAGAAGAGAUCGCCAAUCAUGCCAAUGCUGGAUGGCCGAAUCGCCUUCGAGAGUGGAGCACGAGCACUCGAAACCUCGUACUGGACACGAGCAGCAAUUUCGAGUCUAUGCACUGCCGUGGCGAUGAAUAUAGCGACCUCCGCCUGA